Molecule: messenger RNA, 1967 nt
Organism: Phialemonium atrogriseum
Lineage: Eukaryota; Fungi; Ascomycota; Sordariomycetes; Cephalothecales; Cephalothecaceae
Product: amino acid/polyamine transporter I
Exons: 2
Coding region: 177-1793 (538 amino acids)
Biological process (GO): amino acid transport; transmembrane transport
Cellular component (GO): membrane
Molecular function (GO): transmembrane transporter activity
Source: RefSeq, a predicted model, not a curated record
UCCGUACACAACUGCGGGGUGCUCAGGGUCCAAGACACUUCGCCCCGGUUUCCUGUCUCUUGGCAAUAAAGCUUCUCUUGUUCUAAAUAACAUCGACAGAAGUCUAGCGUCCACCAAACGGCACCCAAAGCUUGGCAUAUUUAAAGACAUAAAAUCACGACAACGAAAAAAAUACCAUGGAGGAGACAUCGGCAAAACGGCUGUCGACCAACCUCGAGGAUGCCGCGGCCCUGGAAAGGCUCGGCGUCAAGCAGGAGCUCCACCGCAACUUCUCGACCAUCUCCAUGCUAGGACUGGCCUUUGCCAUCCUCAACAGCUGGACCGCGCUGGCGGUGAGCAUGAGCCUUGCGCUUCCCUCGGGCGGGCCUAGUGCUAUCAUCUGGGGUCUCAUCGUCGCGGGCUGCUGCAACCUCUGUCUCGCCGCAUCGCUCGCCGAGUUCCUGUCGGCUUACCCGACCGCCGGCGGCCAGUACCACUGGGCGGCCAUCAUCAGCUGGAAGCGCUACAGUGCGUCCAUCAGCUAUGUGACCGGGUGGAUCAACGUCGCGGCUUGGGUGUGCUUGACGGCAACGGGCAGCCUCUUGGGUAGCCAGCUUAUUGUCGGGCUGAUAUCGCUCUUUCACCCGGCCUACGUCGCGCAGUCGUGGCAUCAGUUCCUCAUCUAUGUCGCGUACGCGCUGGCGGCCUUCUUCAUCAACACCUUCGCCAACCGGCUGCUGCCGCUGUUCACCAAGAGCGCCCUUUUCUGGUCGAUUGGUGGCUUCGCCAUCAUCAGCAUAACCGUUCUGGCCUGCGCCUCGCCAAACUACCAAUCGGGCAAGUUCGUGUACGGCGACUUUAUCAACCGGACCGGCUGGCCCGAUGGCGCGGCAUGGCUCCUGGGGCUGCUGCAGGGCGCGUUUGCCCUCACAGGCUUCGACGCGACGAUCCACAUGAUCGAGGAGAUUCCCAGGCCGCAGGUCCAGGGCCCGAGGAUCAUGAUCAUGACCAUUUGCAUCGGCAUGUUCACGGGCUUCGUCUUCCUCAGCUGCCAGCUCUUUGUGCUGACCGACAUCGACUCGGUCAUCUCGUCCUCGGCCGGCCCUCUGCUCGAGAUCCUGUACCAGGCGACGCAAAACAAGGCCGGCGCCGCGUGCCUGCUCGUCUUCCCGCUCGUCUGCAUGCUCUUCACCACCACCUCCCUGAUGACCACGUCGAGCCGCAUGAGCUACGCGUUCGCGCGCGACCGCGGCCUGCCCCUGAGCCGCAUCAUUGCAAAGGUCCAUCCAACCCUCGACGUGCCCGUGUACGCGCUCGUGUGGACGACCGCCUGGGUCAUCGUGUUCGGCUGCAUCCUGCUGGGCUCGUCAAGUGCCUUUAACGCCAUCACCUCGGCGAGCGUCGUCGCGCUGGGUGUCACGUACGCCAUCCCGCCGGCCAUCAAUUGCCUGCGCGGCCGCAGGAUGCUCCCCGAGACGCGUGUGUUCAAGCUGUCUCCUGCCGUGGGCUGGACGUUGAACGUGAUUGGGAUCUUGUGGACGCUGCUUACUACGGUCUUAUUCGUCUUCCCACCUGACCUGCCAACUGACGCCACCAGCAUGAACUACGCCGUCGUGGCCUUUGGCGUCAUUCUCGUUAUUGCUAUUGUGCAGUGGGUCUUUGACGGGCGCAAGAACUACACCGGCCCGCAUCUUGACGAAACCGCACUUGUAGAGGGACGGGUGGAGGGCAUCACGGGGACAAAAGAGGAAGCACCUGAGGAAACGUCUGCGGAAGCAUCUACGUCGCAUGACGAACUGCAGCGGGAAAAGUAAGGGGUGUAAAGGGGUAUUUGGACAGCACUGGGGUUUCUAUGAUAGACAGUCAAGUCGGCGCUGACACUUCGGAUCUUUAACUGGCUAUGGACGAUACACCGGCGACCCUGGAUGUACGAUUAGCAAACUUGCGAUUCAAGGGAAGGGACUGUUUAAAUAAAUGCUUUCAUCCAA